Messenger RNA from Mollisia scopiformis, 1618 nucleotides. RefSeq lists its product as uncharacterized. Lineage: Eukaryota; Fungi; Ascomycota; Leotiomycetes; Helotiales; Mollisiaceae. The record is from RefSeq and is a predicted model, not a curated record. Bases 122 to 1411 code for a protein of 429 amino acids. The transcript is spliced from 2 exons.
UUUUUUUUGGAAGCACCACCAAAAUUCUAAAACACCCUCUGUUCUAACAUAGUUCAAACUUCGUGGUGUUGAAAGGCGAAGGCGCGUCUAAUAUAAUAUACACCACUUCAGAGUCUUAACAAUGUUCUUCACCUCAUGGGCUCUGUGGGAGCAAAUGACCUUUAUUCUAGGUCUGGCAAUCCUCUUGGUAUUCGCUAUCGGAUAUGGGAAGCUGCUCUACACCAAUAGGUUGGUGCAGAAGCAAGAAGUUGUUGAUGAGGAGAAAAGAAUGAGGAUUCAAGAGUUGAGAAGCAGUGGUCAGAUUGUUGAGUCACGCAAGAGCCACGACAUUCCCUUUGGAAUUAGGGCCAUACAGAGCGGAAUCCAGAUAGACGGAAUAUGGAUUUCCCAAGGAAGUACCCCGGUGCCAAGUGAGCUUAAGCUAGGACAUCUGCGCGGAAGCUCGACAGAUAUGAUCGACCCUGAUCCGAACAAAGAAGCCCAAUUUUCGAGCGAGACGACCGCCGAGUCACUCCGACCAAGUUCUAGACAAGGAAGGCCCCUAUUCAGGGCCAUGGACUCGUCCAACUUGAUUCUUGACAAAGUCUACGAGGCCUCAGACACAGAACGACCAAAUACUGCUAGAUCACACGCUUCGUACAAACCUCGAAGAGCCUCGCACUUGCGGCACGGUAGCCAUGGCCAAUAUGAUGAAGAGACUCUCGGUCACUUAGAAGGCAUCUCUCCCUCACCAAAAAGGAAGGUUCACGCACACCGACCUCGAUCAACUCCUCUACUCGAUGCAGGGGCGGAUUCUUCUGCAGCAGACAAUGAGCAUUCGUCCACAGGAGUCUCUGAUUCAGAUACCUCACUGUCACACAAACUGCAAGAAGCCGACAGCUCUUCGCCGCAAUUUUUCUUCAGCGAGCCAGAUGUUCGCAAUGCUACGUCUUUGUCAAUCUCCAAUGUCCCUUCUGGCAACGCAGUCCGAGCAUCACUACCUAUGCAAAGGUCGAAGGCGGAAUAUUUCUCAGUGCCUCUUGACUCGCCUCGCUUCGAAUCUUCAGACCCUUUUGCGACGCCGCUAGCAAGCCCACUCGAGUCGGUUCCAAUGCUCAAAGUAGAGAAUUCCCCCUUGGUACAAGAGCCCAGUCCACCUGCGGACUAUCAAACUUUACCUUUACAGCCAAGUCGAUCUCCAUCGCCGUUCAUACCAGGAGAGCUUCACGUCAACAAGACAGUACGGAAGGUUAAUUCCGGGUUUGAAGUUUUACCCGCCGGCACAUUCGGCGUCCCACCAGAGUUCAAAGGAAAGGGAAUAGACUUAGGUGAAGAUGAUGACUCCGGAGACCGGAGGCAAUCGAGGCUUCAGAAAAAGCCACGGACAUCUAUGACGGUUCAACGGACCUCGGGCACUAUUGAACAUCCCUGAGAAGUGACUGAGAGGAUGUAAUAUCUUUCAGGAUUUAUUUAUGGCGUUCGGAAGGAUAAAGGAUAAAAGAAAUAUGCAUACGUUAACGGAAAAGCUUGCGCAGAAGCAGUGUAUUGUAAAUAGUGCUGAUAAGGACUCACCAAAUGACUUGUCUUCAGAACAUAUUAUGAAUGGAAAAUAGUCGGUAGGCGCAAGCCAAAGGAGCCA